AUGAGUGACAAGCAAAAGAAUGAAAUAAACGAUGAAGAAGAUGAAGACGAUUAUAUUGGGCCACCUAUACCCAAUGAAUUAAAAGAAUUGGAAAAAAGUACACAAAAUAUUUCUACAGAUGAUCAUGAUAAGGGAAAUAAAGAAUUUGAAAAGGUGACUCGUUCAAAAGACAAUACUGAUGACGACAAUGACAGCAGCGAUGAUGACGAUGAUGAUGAUGAUGAUGAUUCGAAACAAAUUAAAAUUCCUAUAGAAAGUCAAGUGUCUUUAAAUCAUGGUAUCAAAGCAGUCUCUGCACUUUGUAUAGAUCCUCCAGGAGUCAGGUUGGCUAGUGGAUCCGUUGACUAUGACGUAAGGCUUUGGGAUUUUGCUGGUAUGGACCAAACACUACAGAGUUUCCGAACUCUAACUCCUUGUGGCAACCAUCCAAUCAAGUUUUUAAAAUACUCACCUACUGGAGACCGCCUUUUAGUAAUUUCUGGCAUGUCUCAAGCUAAAGUAUUAGAUAGAGAUGGUCAUGAAUUAUGGGAAUGUGUCAAAGGGGACCAGUACAUUUCAGACAUGGUGCGUACCAAAGGCCAUACAUCUCCAUUGACUUGUGGUACAUGGCAUCCGAGACAAAAAGAAGAAUUUUUGACCAGUUCAGAAGAUGGAUCUUGUCGUAUAUGGGAUAUGACCAAAAAAGAUAAACAUAAGAGCAUAAUUAAAUGUAGAUCCAAAAAUGGUUUGAGAACAAUACCUACUACUUGCAACUAUAGUAAUGACGGCAAAUUAGUUGCUUGCGCGUGUAGGGAUGGAUCAAUUCUUGUUUGGGAUACCAGAAAACCAAGUUUUGUGAACGCUACGUUUACAAUUCGAGAUGCUCAUUUAAAUAAUUCAGAUACCUCUUCUAUUGUGUUUUCUUAUAGAGACACAUUAAUAUGUACACGUGGAGAAGGUAUUGAUGAAACAAUGAAACUCUGGGACAUAAGGGCCUUUAAGAAGCCUAUACAUGUAGUGGAUGGGCUGUAUUCUAGGUAUUCUACGACUGACUGCUGUUUUAGCCCAGAUGAUUCAAUAGUAGUGACUGGUCACUCGGUACGUCCCAAAGAACAAGGAGGACAUUUAAUGUUUUAUAAUACGAAUACGUUUGAACUUCUUGAAAAAGUGAAAGUUUCUGAAACACAUUCCAUAAAGGUGUAUUGGCACCCUAAGCUUAAACAGUUAUUCGCAGGUUGUGGUGACGGAACUGUGAAAGUGUUCUACGACAAAGUAAAUAGCCAAAGAGGUGCAAUGCUAUGCGCUUCGAAAGCCCAUACUAAAACCAAACAAAUGGAAAUGGUACCGACACAACAAAUCAUAACACCUCACGCACUACCUAUGUUUAGACAAGACAGAAAUAAAUCAUUGAAAAAACGAAAUGAAAAAGAUAGAUUGGAUCCAGUUAAAUCAAAGAGGCCAGAUUUACCAAUCAAGUCUGGCCAAGGUGGUCGUGUUGCUGCAUCAGGUAGCACCCUUAGCUCAUAUGUUAUUCGUAAUUUGGGAUUAAGCAAACGAGUAGAAGAUGAUCAAGAUCCACGAGAGGCAAUUUUGAAGUAUGCUCAAGAUGCAGCUGAUAAUCCAUAUUGGAUUACCCCUGCGUAUGCUAAAACACAGCCAAAAGCUGUCCUAAAAGAAUCAGAAGAUGAACCACAAGAAAAGAAAAUUAAAUUUGCUAUCGGACAACCCAAAGAGUAA
Messenger RNA from Macrosiphum euphorbiae (potato aphid), 1716 nucleotides. The record is from the annotation of a GenBank genome assembly. NCBI's taxonomy places the organism in Eukaryota, Metazoa, Arthropoda, Insecta, Hemiptera, Aphididae.